Molecule: messenger RNA, 763 nt
Organism: Tripterygium wilfordii
Lineage: Eukaryota; Viridiplantae; Streptophyta; Magnoliopsida; Celastrales; Celastraceae
Exons: 4
Coding region: 56-610 (184 amino acids)
Cellular component (GO): chloroplast
Molecular function (GO): metal ion binding
Source: RefSeq, a predicted model, not a curated record
AUAAUGGUAACCACCGUAACACUCGUCCAGUUCUAAGUGCAGAGGAGGAAGAGGAAUGGCGACAGUUUCUCUAUCUGCAUUAUCCACUACUCCACACUCAUCUCGCGUGACAAAUUCUCACAGGACCCACAAACUCUCCACCUUUGUUCCCAUUAGAGACCUCUGCCUCCAUUCCUGUAACAAAGUUUCUUUUAGUCUCUUGACUUUCAGGAAGCAGAGAAAUGAUCAGAAAGUAAGGUCUUCGGAGGAAGAAACCGCAGUCGUAGACGAACAACCAACAACACCCCCGCAAGAAGCACCAGAAGCUGAACAGCCAACUGUUUCCGUCCCUGUCUCUCCCUCAGACAAGCUCACCAUGUACUUCCAGGCAGAGGGAACAAUGAGUGAAAUAGCUAUUCCUAAAGUUACCCGGGCCUUGGAGGGAAUGGAGGGAGUUACUGAUUUAAAUGUCCAAAUCCUUGAGGGCAUUGCAAAGGUUGAGUUAGCAAAACAGACAACCGUACAAGCUACAGGGGUGGCUUCUGGUUUGGUUGAGGCCAUACAAGGUUCAGGUUUCAAGUUACAAACGCUAAACCUGAGUUUUCAGGAAGAAGAGUAUGUCUUUGCUUAAAUAUGUUUGUUGAUUUUACGGUUUUUGUGACUGAAAUUUAAACUUAAAAAGAGUAAAAAUUGUAUCUAUAUGCUCCAUUUUGAGAAGAUAUUUUGUUUUGCCUGUUUGCUGUUUUAGAGGUAUACAAAUGCACUGAUAUGAUUAUGAUGGUCA